CACGUGUGUGUGUGUUUGUGUGUUUGUGUGUGUGCGCGCGCGUGUGUGUGUGAUCAUUUUGCCGCUGGGAGCCACAGGUGUGCAGCAAGAGUGCGCGCGUGUGUGUGUGUGCGUUUACUGUGUAACGUGACAGUGGAGUGGACACGGUCUCGCCCCGUGUUUUCCUGCUGCUGCUGCUGCUGCUGGACUGGACUGAGCGCGUGCCGCGUGUCCGGGCUGUCACCACUUCAGGGGCAAAGGUUCACUGGACCGAGCGAACGCUUUCAAGUCCGAUUCUUGCCGAGGGACACGCACGGGGGAUCAGGAGGGAGAGCUGGCUGCGCAUUUGUCAGGAGGUGCCUUCGGUGGCCUCCCGCUGUGAACUCGGCACUUCCCGCUCUGAAACCUUCUCUGAAGCCCGCCGGGAGGUCUGGAGGAACCUUUGAAGGCCACAGAUUUGAAGUUGGACUGCAGGCAGGCUGAGGGAGAUGAAGACAUGUGCCGUGUUCCUGGCAGCUCUGCUGCUCCCCAUCAUCCACGCAGUGUGUCCAGAUAAGGAGCCAGGACUGCGUCCAUGGAUGCCAGGACACCAUGAAGACCACCGCGUGACGAUUGGCUACGGCAGGAAGGUUCUCCUCACCACCUCAGCCACCGUCCACUCCAUUGAGAUUCUCAACGGCGGAAAGCUGGUGAUUGCUGACACCAGCCGGCCCAUUCUGCUCCGAACAAAGCACAUCCUGAUUGGGAACAAGGGCGAGCUACACAUCGGCAGCCCCGACUGUCCUUAUCGAGGAAACCUCACCAUCUCUUUGUUUGGAAGACUGGACGACAGUGAUCAGGAACACAGCUACUUUGGGAAGAAGUACAUUGGCGUGGGAACUGGUGGGACACUCGAGAUCCACGGGAAACCCAAGCUGUCGUGGACGCUGCUCAACAAAACCCUGCACCCGGGAGAGAGCGACCAAAACAACUACCUGUUUCAGAGAAGCUGGGGGAACCGGGGCAUCAUCGUCCACGUCGUCGACCCAAAGACGGGCGACGUGCUGCACGACGACAGGUUUGACACGUACCGCAGUAAGGACGAGAGCCGGCGUCUCGCCAAGUAUGUGGACGGUGUACAAGUCGGACUCAUAAUGGCUGUGAUGGUCAACGACGAAGGGUCCAACAACCUGGAGGACUCGGCCAAGAAGAGUCUGUUCAGACUGGGCAGUCAGCACAUCACCACUCUGGGAUUUAGGCAUCCCUGGACGUUUAUAGUGACAAAAGGUGACACUUCCUCAGCUGUGGAGGAUCACGCUGUCUAUCAAGGGACCAAGGCUUCUUCAGAGGCUCGGAGUUCACGUGUUUUUAAGACCAGUUAUGGAGAUCAUUUCACCAUCACUGCCAACAGCCAGUGGGUCCAAGAGGCAGAGUGGACUGAGUGGUUUGACAGAGAUGACGAGAGAGGAUCUGGAGACUGGGAGAAACUGUCUGACCUGCACGAGGCCUAUCCAGACCGACUGUGUGGCAGUCCGCUGGACAUACAGGCUGAGACCCAUGACGGCAUACCGUGGAACCAGACUGGCGACGUGAUCCACAAGAACGACAAGGAGUACGGCUUCGUCUGCCUGAACAAGGACCAGGCUCACGGCCUGUGUCACAACUACAGAGUCCGCUUCCUCUGCGGAAAACUGGUUCGUCCACAGGCGUCCCUGUCCAUCGACAUGACGUCCAACAGCAGCAUCCUGGAGCUCGAUGACCGACCGGAGGGCUGGGGCCCGGGUGAUCAGGUGGUGGUGGCCAGUACCGACUUCUCCAUGCACCAGGCUGAAGAGUUCACGUUGUUGCCCUGCCCUACUUGCUCAUCCAAUCAGGUCAAGGUCCAAGGUAAGGCCCAGUUUGUCCACAUGGGCGAGGAGGUGGACGGCGUGGACAUGAGGGCAGAGGUCGGCCUGCUGAGUCGAAACAUCCUCCUCCGGGGUGAGAUGCAGCCCGGCUGCUAUGGCAACGAGGCCUGCAAGUUCUUCGACUUUGACACGUUUGGUGGACACGUGAAGGUGGAGCGAGGCUUCAGGGCCGUUCACGUCUCGGGGGUCGAGCUGCUGCACAUGGGCCAGCAGACGAUGGGACACUAUCCCGUCCAUUUCCACAUGAACGGAGAAGUGGACGAGAGGGGAGGCUACGACCCGCCCACCUUCGUCAGCGAUCUGUCCAUCCACCACUCCUUCUCCCGAUGUGUGACCAUCCACUCCUCCAACGGACUGCUGGUAAAGAACGUGGUGGGCUACGACGUGCUGGGCCACUGUUUCUUCACGGAGGACGGUCCAGAGGAGAGGAACACGUUUGACCACUGUCUGGGUCUGAUGGUGCGAGCGGGGACUCUGCUGCCUUCAGACAGAGACAGCAAAAUGUGCCGGGACAUCACGGAUGGGGCUUUCCCAGGAUACGUGGCCAACCCACGCCAGGACUGCAGUGCGACUUCAACUUUCUGGAUCGCCAACCCCAAUAACAACCUCAUCAACUGUGCUGCUGCAGGCUCAGAGGAAACAGGCUUUUGGUUCAUCUUCCACCACGUGCCUACAGGUCCUUCAGAAGGCCUCUACUCUCCAGGACACACUGAGCACACACCUAUGGGCCAGUUCAUCAACAACAGAGCUCAUUCAAACUACAGGGCUGGAAUGAUGCUUGAUAAUGGAGUAAAGACCACCCAGGCUAACGACAAGGACAAGAGACCCUUCCUGUCUCUGAUUGGAGCCAGGUAUGGUCCACACCAGGACGCUGACCCCUUCAAAGCCAGAGUCCCUGCUCUCAUCCACCACUUUGUGGCCUACAAGAACCAGGACCAUGGAGCCUGGCUGAGAGGAGGGGACGUGUGGCUGGACGACUGCCAAUUUGCUGAUAAUGGCAUUGGCCUCACUCUUGCGAGCGGAGGAACGUUUCCCGACGACGACGGCUCUCGUCAGCAGGUGAAGAACUCGCUGUUCGUGGGUGAGAGUGACAACCGCGGGAUGGCCCUGACUGACAACGAGAUCUGGGGCCCCGGUGGCCCCGACCUCACCGGCAGGACCCUGCCACGCGGCGUCGAUUUCCCGAUGCGGGGCAUGCAGAUCUACGACGGCCCGAUCAUCGUGCAGAACUGUACCUUCCGUAAAUACACGGCACUGGACGGACGUCACACCAGCGCCUUUGGCUUCAGGCUCAACAACUCGUGGCAGAGCUGCCCCAACAACAACGUCUCCGACAUCACCUUCGACCACGUACCCAUCACGUCUCGGGUGUUUUUCGGGGAACCGGGUCCCUGGUUUAAUAAGAUGGAGAUGGAUGGAGACAAGACCACCAUCUUCCACGACAUCGACGGCUCCGUCAGCGAGUAUCCUGGAGCUUUCCUGGUCAAAGAGGACAACUGGCUGCUCCGUCACCCAGACUGCAUCGACGUGCCUGACUGGAAGGCUGCGAUCUGCAGUGGUCACUAUGCUCAGAUCUACGUUCAGACACGUAACCCUGCCAACCUGAACAUGUACAUGGUGAGAGACGAGUAUCCUGACCGACCCCUGAUGCUAGAGGGCGCUCUGGGCAAGAGGAAACACUACCAGCAGUUUCAGCCUGUGAUCACACUGUCCAAAGGCUACACCGUCCACUGGGACCAGGCGGCUCCUGCUGAGGUCGUCAUCUGGCUCAUUAACUUCAACAAAAACGACUGGAUCAACGUCGGCGUGUGUUUCCCUAAAAACACCAGCUUCACCGUCAUCUCUGACCUCCACAACCGUCUGACCAAACAAACACGCAAGACCGGCGUCUUCAUGAGGACAACGCAGACGGACAAGAUCAACCAUGUCCACCAGACCAGAGGAUACUACUACUGGGAGGAGGACACUGGGCUGCUGUUCCUGAAGGUGAAGGCUCAUAACGAGAAGGAGCAGUUUGCCUUCUGCUCGGUCAAAGGCUGCGAGCGAGUGAAGAUCACAGCUGUCAUCCCCAAAGGAAGUCCAGCCAGUAACUGCAUGGACGAGGCGUAUCCAAGACACGCUGAGCUGCCGGUGGUGGACGUACCCAUGCCCAGGAAGAUCCCCAACGCCAGGCUGCACUCCACCGAACAUUUCUUAGAGGUCAAGAUGGAGUCUUACAACACUCGCUUCUUCCACAUCAAGGAGGACUUUGCCUUCACCGAGGUGAACGGUAAGAAGCUGUACCAGUCAGAAGAUGGCGUUCAGCUGACGGUGAUCGACGGCCGCGACGGGAAGAUGGUGGACACCAAAGGCUUCAGGAACUCCAUCCUCCAGGGAAUCCCUGCACAGAUAGACAACUACGUCAGUGGACUGAGAGACGGCUCCGUCGUCCUCAUGACGUCUAAAGGCCGUCUGUUCACCAGAGGAUCCUGGACUAAAGUCCUGGAGAAGCUGGGAGCAGACAAAAACAUCAGACUGAAAGAUAAGUUGGCAUUCGUGGGAUUCAAGGGCUCGUUCCAUCCCGACUGGGUCCAUCUGGAGGUGGACGCUGACCGAGCCAAGAUCCAUCAGGUGCUGCCAGUUCCUGUGGUGCACAAGAUGAAACUAUGAGUGGAGCAUGGAACAGGAGAGGAAGCCAAGAAGUGACUAUGUAGCUCCCAGAUACUGAUGCACAUGCCCCGCCCCCCCC
Messenger RNA from Solea solea (common sole), 4593 nucleotides. RefSeq names its product cell migration-inducing and hyaluronan-binding protein-like. Lineage: Eukaryota; Metazoa; Chordata; Actinopteri; Pleuronectiformes; Soleidae. The record is from RefSeq and is a predicted model, not a curated record. The transcript has 30 exons. The coding region runs from base 468 to 4514 and encodes 1348 amino acids.